Suillus clintonianus is the source of this 604-nucleotide messenger RNA. RefSeq lists its product as uncharacterized. The transcript has a single exon. NCBI's taxonomy places the organism in Eukaryota, Fungi, Basidiomycota, Agaricomycetes, Boletales, Suillaceae. The record is from RefSeq and is a predicted model, not a curated record. The coding region runs from base 126 to 506 and encodes 126 amino acids.
UGACUGUAAUACUCAUGAACUCACAGCAAUUGGAUCAAGCUGCAUGCAACGAGUGAGGAACCUGCCAUGUCUAUCGAGAACUGGCCUUGCUAAGAUUGUGUGGGUGGCAACUUGACCUGGCCGUCAUGAUCGGCCUUAUCUUUUCGACUUUGCCCGCAGUGUGUGCUGGCCGAACAUCGAUCUCCGGAUUUCCGGAACAUUCCGUGAAGGGAUCUUUACACUCGAAUGCCCGCCCCACACGAUUUUUGUUCAAGUCAGCAAUUGCAAAUAGCAAGGACCAACUUGACGAGCUUGAGCCACGACACUCCCUUAUGAUCACACGUCGACGGUCCACUGCUUUUCCAGUCACAGACAAAGGCGCUCUGGAAUUCAGACCUGCAUGUAAGUAUCACGAGUCCAAGGAAAUCAUAUCAAUUGUUUGUCAACUGUACAUAAUAUGCUUACUACUACACAGUAUCAGAGCCUCCUGUAAGAUUGCAUUCGAGUGGACGGUAAUCUGUCACUGAAACGAAUACAUAUGUAUCGUGUCCUACUUACCCUGUUAUGAAUCAAGCUGGUGAAAUAUUCGCCACGCAGCCUACAUAGUAGCCCAUUCUACGAAGAA